Molecule: messenger RNA, 1697 nt
Organism: Oryzias latipes (Japanese medaka)
Lineage: Eukaryota; Metazoa; Chordata; Actinopteri; Beloniformes; Adrianichthyidae
Product: sulfotransferase 2B1-like
Molecular function (GO): sulfotransferase activity
Source: RefSeq, a predicted model, not a curated record
CUUUUAUUUUGAUUGAUGCUACAGAAACGCUUCCAUAUGCAGAAACUAUGUCCUUGACUUUGACAGGUUUUUGGAUGUAUGUAGGCUGAAAAACUCAUCAUUGUUAAACGAGCUCUGGGAACUCUCUAAAACAGAUCAAAUAAAUCCUUUUUUAGAGAAGAAAUGUCUCCAACAGCGUUCAGACUGGUUGCAGGCAGGAAGAAGAAAGUCUUUAGCUCGCAGCGACGCGGCGGACCGACAUGACCGAGGCGGACUUAUACUUCCUGUACCGGGGGGUCUACGUACCGAAACUGAUCCACACCGAGGCGAGCCUGGACUACUUCCAGAACUUUACCUUCCGCCCUCAGGAUGUUCUGAUUGUCACCUAUCCGAAAUCAGGUACGACUUGGAUGCAGGAGGUGGUCCCUCUGAUCGUCAGUGGAGGGGACCCUGCCUCUGUGGAGACCAUUCCCAACUGGGACCGGGUUCCAUGGCUGGAGGAGGUCCGAGCUUCCAUACUGAACCUGGAGGGGAGGCCGUCUCCACGCAUGCUCACCACUCACUUCCACUACAGCAUGAUGCCCCCGUCCUUCUUCAAGGCUAAACCAAAGGUGAUCUACGUCAUGAGAAACCCAAAAGACGUCUUUACAUCCAUCUUCCACUAUUCCAAGAUGGCCUCCUUCCUGGUGACUCCUGACUCUCAGUCAGAGUUCCUCCAAAAGUUCCUUGAUGGAAAAGUUAUCUUUGGAUCCUGGUUCGAUCACGUAAGCGGGUGGCUGAACGCUGAUGACAAGGACAGGAUCAUGUACAUCUCCUAUGAGGAGAUGAUUAUGGACCUGAAAGACUCGGUGGCGAGAAUCUCUCAGUUCCUGGAAAAGACUUUGGAUGACGAGGUGAUCAGCAAAAUAGCAGACCGAUCUCUGUUCAAGAACAUGAAACAGAACAACAUGUCCAACUAUUCGGCGGUUCCUAAAGAGUUUAUGGACCAGACCAAGUCUCAGUUCCUCAGGAAAGGAAUAUCCGGAGACUGGAAAAACCAGCUGACAGCAGCAGAAGCUGAUCACUUUGAUGCCGUUUACAGGGACAAAAUCAAAGAUGUUCAACAUAAAUUUGUUUGGGAUUAAAGCCGCUGCUCUUCCCCAAUGCAGGAAAACAUCCACCAUAGACUCAAAGGGCUGACGUAAUGUCCUUCUGGUUAUUGUUUAAUAGAUGGGGUUACACCAUGUGUGAAAAAGGGUUCCUCCUGCUGUGAAGACAUUUUGACAGAAAAACAGCCACAUCUCAGUGAUCUGAAGAAAAAGGAAGCUUUUCUAAAUAUUUCUGCAGGGUUUGCUCUGAUGUCAGGAAGCGUGCUCUUCAUCUGCACAUCUUUGCACAUGUGUACGUUUGACACAACCGGAGGAAGUGAGGAGUUUGCGUGUUCUGAAUGUGACCAUAGUGGAAAUGGAAGAGAAGUUCAAAGUGAGGCAACCGUCUUGAGUCAUCCCCAGAGAGGUUUCUGUGUAGCAGACAAAAAAACGUCUCUUACCUCUUCAGAGCUGCGUCCUCAGACGUGGAUGUGGUCGUUCUGCACACCAGCGCCGUUUGACUGUGAGAUUAAAGACUUAGCUCCCACAUUUCCCCAAUUCUUUAUGCAAAUAUUCUGCAUUAUUUCAAUAUUUUCCUUACAAUCAGACAAAGGUUUUCAAGAAAGACUAAUAAAUGAGGACAUGUCUCCA